This is a messenger RNA of Mytilinidion resinicola, 1409 nucleotides long. RefSeq lists its product as uncharacterized. Bases 95 to 1150 code for a protein of 351 amino acids. The transcript is spliced from 5 exons. The record is from RefSeq and is a predicted model, not a curated record. NCBI's taxonomy places the organism in Eukaryota, Fungi, Ascomycota, Dothideomycetes, Mytilinidiales, Mytilinidiaceae.
CGUGUUUGACUGCUUGAGAAAUAUGCUGUGACUCUUCAGUACUAGGCAUUCUCCUUGACGGUGGUUUUACUCUGAGAAGACGGCUGGGCUCAAUAUGCCUCUUGUCGGUUACCGGAUUUACCGUGACGGAAGGUUUAGCAUCGACCCCAACAAUCCCUCUGCCGGACUCAUGUUCUCUCCACCUGCCGACUCCGAUGAACUAUUCGAUGAGCUACGAACGACGUAUCCGGACCUGAAGAACCAUGCACAGCGGAAAAUUCGGGCAAUAAUAGACUAUCUAUCAACUGAGCUGGAGGGUGCCGUGGAAGGUCCUGCCACUGCCCGGAGCCAUGCCACCAAGCGAAGCAUUCCGACUCCGAGCUUCACUGGGAAAACGGGCGUUGAACACCGCCGUACAUCAGCUUCCAGCUCGGAUGGCCAGUCUUCACCUGUCACCUCGCCAGAGUCUGAUUCGUCACCGUCAAUGCCAAAACCAACAACCGAUAAGGGGGUCACGAAACACGUGCCGACGAACGCCAGCUCAAUUCUGCUGAAUCCUGCUGUCCCCGCCAUGGAGGAGAUGGUAUCGAUUUGGCGUACGUCCGAUGGCAGUGCUCCAACACGGAAGAGACGGCGACAGAUGAAUGAGCGGGAACGUGGAGAAUAUAAACGACGGAGGCUAGCAGGUGCAUGCGAGUCAUGCAAGAUGCAUAAACGAAAAUGUACACAUCAGAAUAGGACUGACGACGACAUUCCACAACCCGGGAAACGCCGAGGGCGACAUACAAAGAAGAGAAAAAGUCCACUAGCUACACCUGGUCCCGAACCUAAAUCUCCCGCAUCUAGCCAGACUGUUCAACAUCGUCAUUCGAAUUCGCAAGUGGCACACCUUGCGCAAACACCAGAUGUAUCACCCACGUAUUUGCAACAGGGCGAUGGCGCCACUUCGAGUCAAGAUCUGGCUGAGCAAGUCCUCACUGAAACGCCAUUGACAGAUGGUGGGAGCUUGGGCGCAGAAACAAAUGGACAGAUGACUCCGCCAUCCGAUGAUGAGAACGAGAACGAUAGCGAGAACGAAGCGGAAGUGCAGUCGGACGAUGCAAAGCAAUCCGAGUACGAAAUUGAACUGCAAGACGACAGAUACGCAACGACGUCUUCGGAAGAAGAAUAAAGCCACACAAAAGCUCAAACAUACGGAGCUUUGGCAACCCAUACGUUCAACCGUGCGAGAACGGUUACCAAAAAAAAAAAAGAUUGACGGCCUUCAUGAUGGUUUCUUUGGUUUUGUCGCGUGUUGCUGCGUUUUGCGUGCUUGGAGGGUGCGAUUCGGACUUUUGGUAUUCAGAUAGUUCUUGCAUGUUGAGCUCUGUUGCUGAUGGGGUGUUGAUGCUCGUUCUCUUUGGAUAUAUGAUUUGCUUCGCGCCUGUUUA